GCUUCUUCUUGGGGAACUACUAAAUUACAAACAUGGAGAUCCCUAGACAGCAGUUUAUUCAAAGGCUGCCUACCAUCAAGAAAGCAAUUGAUGAGUGUGAUUUUAUGGCCAUUGAUGCCGAAUUCUCUGGACUGCACAGACCAGGAACAAGUAAAAGAAUUGAUACCUUGGCAAACCGUUAUGCAGAAUAUAGAGAAGCCACCAAAAGAUUCAUCAUCAUUCAGUUUGGCAUGUGCACCUUCAAAUGGGAUGGACCUUCUGGUCGGUAUAUAUCCAAGCCUUUCAACUUUUAUAUUUUCCCUACUGCCAUGACUGGCAAGGUUCAAGCCAACAAAACAUUCAUGACUCAGGCCCAAGCAUUUGACUUUUUAUCCAAACAACAGUUUGACUUCAACAAAUGGGUUUAUCAAGGCGUGCCGUAUAUGACUUUGGAAGAGGAAAAAGCAUAUAUCAGAGAUGCGACACAGCGGUUGAAUGAUGCCAUGCCUGAUAUCCCGAUUGAUGAAAAAGAACGAGGAUUCAUUGAAGCAGCAAGAAAGGAGAUUGAUGCCUGGGUAGCUAACCCAAACCCAGAAGAUGCAGAAGGUGUAAAUAUCAUUGCCAAAAACGCUUACCAACGUCGAUUGCUAUACCAAGAAGCUCGCAAUAGGUACGAGGGCCUUGUAGCAGAAGGAAAACCUGGCUUUAUUCGGAUUGCCCGUUUAUCAGAGAAGGAUAUGAAUAAGCGCACAGAGGAACGUCGCAAACAAUUUGAGAAAGAUUGUGAAGGAGCUACCGGAUUCCGUCGAGUGAUUGAUUGGAUUUCUGAAUCAAAAAAGAUUGUCGUGGGCCAUAACAUGCUCCUUGAUAUUUGCCAUGUAAUUGGACAAUUUGUAGAACCUCUUCCCGAGGAUGUGCAGGAUUUUAAGAAACUCGCUCACAGAGUAUUUCCAAACAUGAUCGAUACAAAACACCUGAGUACAUAUGUUCCUGAAUUCCAGCCAUUGUUCGGUUCCUCUACGUCACUUGACAUCCUUCGUUUUGAAACCAACAAAGCUGAGUUCAAGAACCCUCGGAUUGAUAUGGAUUGGGAGUUUCCUCGUUAUCUAACUGAAAAGGCUCACGAGGCUGGCUAUGAUGCUUUCAUGACAGGCUCUGUUUUCCUCAAGAUGGUGUCAUUCCUGGAUAAAGCACGAAACUCGCCAGAAGAGGUUCCAGAAGAAGAAGUUGAACCUGUUGAAGAAGAGCCAAAAGAGAAAGAGAAAUACGAUGAUGGGUGGGAAAAGAGUGAUGAUGAAGAACAAGAUCCAAACUGGCUCAAUGAACCCGAGGAGAUAUACAAUCAUGGUUCAACUAAAGUAGAUCUGCUGGACGAUCAACAAAAACCCGUUCCAAUCCUUGAAGAGUAUAUUAAUAAGGCUGCUAUGGUUAGAACUGGGUUUGAGUACUUUAACUUUGUGAACCCUGAAGUUAUCACUCGACAAUCUAAUACCUUUUAUGUAUCCACAAAUUCGGGUCCGAUUUCGUGCGACUAUGUUUCCAAGUUGUUCGAAGUUUUUGGAAAAAAUGUCGUGGACGUGAUCGAUGAGACAUCAGCAUUUGUUGUAUAUGAGAACUUGAGGGAGAAACCUGAUAUUGUCAAAGAGUCUGUCACACAGGCAGCAGCAGCUAGCGCUGGAGCUAUACAUGAUCUUACAAUAAAAACUGUAGGAGAUUAUUUGGAUGACAUCCAAAGAGACUCCUAGAGUAGACAUUAACUUAAAGCUUUAUAUUAUACUAUAUUCACAGUAUUUUCACCUUAAUAAAGACUUUUCCAAUCAAUAAACUAAUAAACUAUGGAUUAUCACCGGUGUAAAAGCUU
This is a messenger RNA of Phycomyces blakesleeanus NRRL 1555(-), 1840 nucleotides long. RefSeq lists its product as hypothetical. Bases 33 to 1724 code for a protein of 563 amino acids. Lineage: Eukaryota; Fungi; Mucoromycota; Mucoromycetes; Mucorales; Phycomycetaceae. Gene Ontology annotation, cellular component: cytoplasm. Gene Ontology annotation, molecular function: RNA binding; 3'-5'-RNA exonuclease activity. The transcript is spliced from 10 exons. The record is from RefSeq and is a predicted model, not a curated record.